Euleptes europaea (tarantolino) is the source of this 644-nucleotide messenger RNA. It is a transcript of the gene RPL11, whose product is annotated as ribosomal protein L11. Gene Ontology annotation, molecular function: RNA binding; structural constituent of ribosome. NCBI's taxonomy places the organism in Eukaryota, Metazoa, Chordata, Lepidosauria, Squamata, Sphaerodactylidae. Gene Ontology annotation, biological process: translation. The transcript has 6 exons. The record is from RefSeq and is a predicted model, not a curated record. Gene Ontology annotation, cellular component: cytosolic large ribosomal subunit; ribosome. Bases 59 to 598 code for a protein of 179 amino acids.
CGACCUCCCUCACAAGAUCCGCUUCCGCCACUUUCCGGGUCUCUUCCACGCCUCCAAGAUGGCGCAACAAGAUCAGGGUGAAAAGGAGAACCCCAUGAGGGAGCUGCGCAUCCGCAAACUCUGCCUGAACAUCUGCGUCGGGGAGAGUGGGGACAGGCUCACCCGAGCAGCCAAAGUGCUGGAGCAGCUCACAGGCCAGACUCCUGUCUUCUCAAAAGCUCGAUACACUGUCAGGUCUUUCGGGAUCAGGAGAAAUGAGAAGAUUGCUGUCCACUGCACUGUACGUGGAGCCAAAGCUGAGGAGAUCCUGGAGAAGGGGUUGAAGGUGCGAGAAUAUGAACUGAGGAAGAACAACUUCUCAGACACUGGCAACUUUGGCUUUGGAAUCCAGGAGCACAUCGAUCUGGGCAUUAAAUACGAUCCCAGCAUUGGAAUCUACGGCUUGGACUUCUAUGUGGUUCUGGGCCGGCCAGGCUUCAGCAUCGCUGAUAAGAAGCGCCGAACCGGCAGCAUCGGGGCCAAGCACAGGAUCAGCAAGGAGGAAGCCAUGCGCUGGUUCCAGCAGAAGUACGAUGGCAUCAUCCUUCCUGGCAAAUAAAUAGUCCCUGUCCCAAAAAGAGUUAAUAAAAUUUUCCAUUGUUUAA